Messenger RNA from Castor canadensis (American beaver), 347 nucleotides. RefSeq names its product phosphodiesterase 6H (gene Pde6h). NCBI's taxonomy places the organism in Eukaryota, Metazoa, Chordata, Mammalia, Rodentia, Castoridae. Gene Ontology annotation, molecular function: cGMP binding; 3',5'-cyclic-nucleotide phosphodiesterase activity. The record is from RefSeq and is a predicted model, not a curated record. Gene Ontology annotation, cellular component: photoreceptor outer segment membrane. Gene Ontology annotation, biological process: positive regulation of G protein-coupled receptor signaling pathway; positive regulation of epidermal growth factor receptor signaling pathway; visual perception.
AGCAUCAGUCACCCAGGGACUGUCAAAAUGAGUGACAACACUGCUUUGGUUCCUCCAGCACAAAGCCAGGGUCCCACCACCCCACGCAAAGGGCCCCCCAAGUUCAAGCAGAGGCAGACUCGCCAAUUCAAGAGCAAGCCUCCAAAGAAAGGUGUGAAAGGGUUUGGAGAUGACAUUCCAGGGAUGGAGGGGCUAGGAACAGAUAUCACUGUGAUUUGUCCCUGGGAGGCAUUCAGCCACCUAGAAUUGCAUGAGCUGGCUCAGUUUGGGAUUAUCUAAAACAGCAAAGCCUCUGUCACUCUCAACAGCAACUCCUGCAAAUUUGAUUGCUCACACCUAUUGAUCUG